AUGGCCAUGGCGCCCACAGAUCGUCGGAAACCCUUCACCAGCUGGGUCAAAAGGCUGAAUCAGAAGAUGAAGCGCACCAAGGGCCCAAACAACCCCUACCCACAGUCAGGCCAUGUCAGUUCCCGACAUGGGCUCCCACCACCGUCCACGACUCAUCAUCAACAGCAGCGACAAUCGCAUUCCAUUGACUAUCCCCAAUCGACCGUCGAGAGCACGCCGGACCCCGAGUUGGUCGUCCACUCCGCCGAAGAGCUAAGCAGGCAGUCCAUGCAGUCGACGAGCGAGGGCAGGCCAUCGGCUGAAGUUGAAGGCGACGCCGAUGGCGACGCCGAGGGCCGACCCCCAACCACCGCCCCAUCCUACGGCGGCACAUCUUUCGCCGGCACGAACAUCACAGCGACCGACGCACGCAGGCCCGACAGUACCUUCUCCUCGCCCGCCCCGUCCGCCCGGUCUGUCGCGACGACACUGUCGACCAUGCAGACCCAGAUGGCCAAUGGCCUGCUGAACGGCCAACCCGCCAACACUGCUGCCCAACCCACCUCACGGCCGCAACAGCACCAGACCGUCCAGUACACCCAGCCCGAGGCCCUGGUCACCGCGAUGCCCGCCAGCGACGGCGACCGAAACAGACGGAGCGCCUAUCGCCCCGCCACAUACAGUGCGAUCAUCGCGAACAAUCUCCUGAGCGACAACAUCUCGAUCCUGACGCUCGCAUCGUCCACCCAACGCCGUAGGCGGCGCUCCUGGGACACGGACUACGACCAUGCGUCGGUACGCGCACUGCCGCCAGCAUCACAGUUCGGCGGCAGCCGCGAGUCGCUGCCCCUAUCUGUGCUGAGCGCCAACCUCGACGGGCAGCAGCCGACGAGCCCAGGCUUGACUACGGCAAGGUCCAUCGCGGAACGAUCGGUCAGCGGCCUGGCUCUUGGCCAUGGACGAGCCGACAGCCUGAGCGGCAGUGUUGGAGGCGGAGCAAUGCCCGUCGCGAGCGAAUCUUGA
Diaporthe citri is the source of this 1002-nucleotide messenger RNA. RefSeq lists its product as uncharacterized. The transcript has a single exon. The record is from RefSeq and is a predicted model, not a curated record. The coding region runs from base 1 to 1002 and encodes 333 amino acids. NCBI's taxonomy places the organism in Eukaryota, Fungi, Ascomycota, Sordariomycetes, Diaporthales, Diaporthaceae.